Molecule: messenger RNA, 5313 nt
Organism: Patella vulgata (common limpet)
Lineage: Eukaryota; Metazoa; Mollusca; Gastropoda; Patellidae
Exons: 7
Coding region: 334-2424 (696 amino acids)
Biological process (GO): protein polyubiquitination; positive regulation of proteasomal ubiquitin-dependent protein catabolic process; ubiquitin-dependent protein catabolic process
Cellular component (GO): ubiquitin ligase complex; cytoplasm
Molecular function (GO): zinc ion binding; ubiquitin conjugating enzyme binding; ubiquitin protein ligase activity
Source: RefSeq, a predicted model, not a curated record
UGACGACAAUAAUAAUAAUGGCGAUGUUAUGGUAUAUUUAUUAAUAAAUGAUCUAUAUUUAGUAAUAAACUAUUUCAGAGGUAUCCAUGACCAAUGCGGAAGAUUGCAAGAAUAUUUUAGGUCUUUAGUUUUGAUUCCCAACUUUCUCCGACUGAUAUGCUACGCUGGAACACGUUGGUUACGAUAUACAAGUAAAGUAUUGGAAAAUGAAAAAUUUUUACUCAAAGUUCAUAGACGUGUGGAUGAUAGUCAUCAAAUUUUAAUCAGAGGUAUCCAGAGAAACUAUAACAAUAUUACCUUUUUGGUGCAAAAAAUCAACUCACAGAAGAUAGAAUGAAAGAUUACCAACCAACUGUAAAUGCAUCCCCUGAGACAACUAAAUUAUCUACUGGUACAUCCAAGUCUACUGGGGAUAAGUUAAUGUCUGGAAAAUCCAAGUUUACUAAAGAUAAUCCUGCAACAUUUGAAACGAAUGAUGAGCCUGGAACUUCAAGGUCUACUGAUGACAGAUCUGAAACAUCAAAGCCUAUCGAAAUGACUGCUGGACCAUCCAAAUCUAUUGAUGAUAAUAAUACUGGACCACCGAAGCCUACAUUUAGGGAUGAUGAUAGUGAUUAUUUGUGGGCUUAUGAUGAUGAUGAGCAUGAUGAUGAUGAUGAUGAUGAAUUUGACGAACUCUUCGCCGUUGAUUAUCAUGAUGAUGAAUUUGACGAAGUCUUCGACAUUAAUCAUCCCAAUAAUCAUUUUCAUUUAGAUAGAAAUGAAGGCGUUAAUGGAACCCCUUUAUUUCCACAGAGCCCUGAAGAAGAGUCAUUAUGUGAGAUUUGCUAUGAUCAUAGAACUGUACGUAAAAGAUUAUGUUGUGAAACACGUAUUUGUUCUCAAUGUUUAAAUACAUAUUUAGAAGGGCGAGUUAACGAUGGUCAUGUAAAGAUUGGAUGUCCGGAUUCACUGUGUGAUUCUUACAUACAUCGUGAUGAGAUCCUUGCAUUGUUACCACUUGAUUUAAAGGAGAAGUUCUAUCGUUACCUGAUUGAUGCCAAUAAAGAUCCCUGUAUUAAAACUUGUCCACGGUGUAGCCAUGUUAAACAUGUUAGCAUGGAUCAACUAGAAAAUAAGAUUGUUAAGAAGAAAGGUCUGGAAGUAAUGUGUGAGAAAUGUGAAUUACAGUGGUGUUUUCCCUGUCAGGCUCCGUGGCAUGAAAUGAUCUCAUGUAAAGAAUAUCGUAAAGGUGAUCGCAUGUUACAAACCUGGGCACAUCAACAGAUGAACGGCCAGCUUAAUGCUCAAAAGUGUCCCACAUGUAAAAUAUUUAUUCAGAGGGUAUCCGGUUGUGAUAACAUGAGUUGUUCUUCCUGUCAUACAAGCUUCUGUUAUCGAUGUGGUAAACGUUUCCGCAGUCUAAAAUUAUUGGGCAACCAUUUUAGUCGUUUCAGUCCACUAGGAUGUAAAUAUAAUUUAUUACCUAAUCGACCAGGAACCAGACGCUUUCUGCGGGGAGUGGUUUUUGGUGGUAAGUUAUUGGGUGGUGCAGUAUUAGCCAGUUUAGCAUUGGCCGCCGGAGCUGUAUUGGCCGGAUCCUGGUUUAUUAUAGUACCAGCUGUUGUGGGAUAUAAACUACACAAACGACGGAGACAUCGUCGACGACAACAAACAAUACAGAAUAGAAUGCUUCAUGACCAUGCACAUGAUUUAGCAAGAAAUAUACGGGAAGAACAAUUUGACAUGGGGACACAAGAGUUAGAUUUAGAUGUAUAUGAGAAUCUCAACAGUACAGAGAACUGGACAAUGCUGACUCGUCUGGAAGACUCACAGGAAGUAGAAGUACUGGUUCAUAGUUCAACGAAUGCUGCCAUUGCUUCCGAUAAAACCAUCUCGAAAGACAGAACGGAAAAUACUGUUGUAACGUUUACUAAUGUUAGAGAGGAAACCAACGAGGAAGGAUACACCCGGGUUGUGGCUCACAUUGUUGCAAAAAACGCAGACGACAACGAUGUAAAGAACGCAGAUGUGAAGCAAGAUUUGACAAAUCAGAGAAAAUUAUCAAAAGAUUCAACAUCAAGUUUCAAAGAGGAUAAAACUGACAUAGCAAGAAAGUUAUCUUUGAAUGAAUCUGAAUUAAUUGAUGGCGAAAAUCCGGAACUCAGUAGUGAUACGAAUGGAUGUUUCGUUAAUAUUUUCAGUAAAAAAUGGCAGGCACACGAUACCUUGCCAAAAACAUUUAUCGCAUCCAAGUUUAAAUCUAGUACAUGGGAGAAAAGUGGGAAAAAACGUGACAACAUCGAUAUUAGGACAUUUUCUAAUUUUUUCGCGAACCAGUCAGAGAAAGCUACCACGUCAUGUGAUACUAAUGAUGUCCCAGAAUGCAGUAGUUCAGAAAAGGAAGUAUUUAAACUACCAACAGAUUAUGUUACUUAUCUGUGAUGAUGCACAAAUUUUAUUUCAGAUUAAUAAGUUAUAGUUACAGACAAUAUUAAGAGUUACUUCUAAAAGCCCAUUAAUAUUUAGAAAUUAAAUGGGGUUUAACGUCCUACUUUUCUGCACCAACCAUGCUAAAGAAGAUUGGCAUAUGCCAUGAAGUGUGCCAAUCUGAUUAAAAUACAGAUCUAUAUUUUUCGUUUCGAUUUUUUAUACUUUCAAUGGCCUCUACUACAUGAAGAUCUGACCGGUUGUAGUGGAAGGUCAUGUCAGAGGUCAUAAGAUCGGCUUUUGACCCUAUGAUGUCAGACAUUUGAUUAAUCAAUCUGUAUUGAUGUUUCUAGUUGUAACUUGUUGUAACAGACCGUUUCAUUGUCCACGCAACAAUUUCCUCAUACUGUAGCACACUUCCAAUCCAAUUAAAACACAGACCCUAUUUCGUUUCGUUUUUUAUAGUUUAAAAUUUCGUUUUACUUGUCUUUACUACACUAGGAUCUGGAAGAGUUGUUAUAUAACCCACCGAAUCCCAACUGCCAAGGGGUCCUUUACAUGCACGUCAACGUACACACAAGGCCUUGGAUUUUUCAACCCAUCUGAAUGACUAGAUACUGUUCCUUGCCAGGCCCUUGGUUGUGCAUCACCCAGAUAUUUAGAAUAUGUUAUAUGUAUAACACAACAAGUAUGAUAGUAGCCUACUAUAGGGACCAUGAACCAAGUAUUAAUCAUCAUCCUCAUCUUGGAAUUGUGACAUCAUAUAAAAAUCGAUGCCGUCAACCCCUUGCAAUUAUACAAGGAACAAGCAUUUACAGAGCCUUUGGCUUUUGUCAAAGAGAGUCGCCCCCAAGACGAAAAAGAACAAGAUGAGUACCGCUUGGGGCCCAGCUCCUGGUUCAAUAAAUCUAGUGUGCAUUAACUUCUUGUUUUAUAUUUAUAUUCUACGACUUUGAUCUGUGAUCAUUACCGUGAUUAGUUUCUGUGAUAUUAAUUUAUGUCAGAUAUAUAAUUAGAUGUAUAUAAUUAACCGGUUAAUGUCAAGUAUUUAAUUAGCCGAUUAAUUCAAGUAUGUAAUUAGCUGUAUAUAAUUAACCAGUUAAUUUUAGGUAUAAAAUUAGCUGGUAAAUUCAUGGAUAUAAUCUGCUGGUUAAAGUAUAUAAUUACCCGGUUAAUGAAAGUAUACGAUUACCUGAUUAAUUAAGGUAUAUAAUUAGCUGUAUUUAAUUAACCGGUUAAGUAUAUAAUUAACCAGUUAAUGUCAAGUAUAUGAUUAGCUGGUUAAUUUAAUUCAAGGAUAUAUUUAGCUGGUUAAUUCAAUUAUAUAAUUAGCCGGUUGCUUCAGUUAUAUAAUUAGCUGGUUGAUUCAAGUAUAUAAUCAGCCGGUUAAGUAUAUAAAUAAUCAGUUAAUGUCAAGUAUGCCGGUUAAUUCAAGUAUAUAAUCAGCUGGUUAAUUCAAGUAUAUAAUUAUCUGGUUAAAUAAUUAACCAGUUAAGGUCAAUAUAUAAUUGACCACUUAGCAUAUGUACAUAAUCAGCUAGUUCAAAUGUAUAAUUAAACAGCAUUUUAACAAACUGUUAAUUUGUAAUUAGGUUUGUAACUGAUCUAGAGGGUAACUAUAUAACUUGUCUUUUAUCCAUUUUUCAUGUGAUUUCUACAUAUUUAAUCUGAAAUCUUGCCUGGUGACAGAAGUAUUUAGUCUAGUGUCACUUGACUGCAUUUGUCAACAUGGAAAGGUGUGAAAAUACAUUUAAUAAUCCCCUGUUUUGUCACAUAUUUUAGCAUGUUAUUUAAUCUGAAAUCUUUCCUCGUGACACAAAAUUAUGCCAUUUUUAAUGUUGAUAAAAUGGAAUGCCGUGAAAUGCACAAUUGCCACAAAUUUUCCCAGCACAUUUUCCAGUAUAAAAUAUCUCCUCGUUUUAUUUCUGAAAACAUUAUUUAAUCCGAAACUUUGGACAGCACAAAUUUUAUGUACACAAUUGACUGGCAUAAUUUACCGGUCUCUCCUUCAAAGGUCUGAUGCACAAUUUAGUGCUGUAAGAAUCCCUUGCAGGCUACAAUAAUGCAAAAGUUGAAUCUCUAAUAGACAUAUCAGCCCAAAAAUGGUUCAUUUCUUUCAGUAUUUACAAAUUUAUGUUAAAUUGAAGUUUCAUCGAUCUGUGCUGCUCAAGCGUAAUAAUACCCCACUAUCCUGAUGGACUUAGUUCAAGACCCCACUAUCCUGAUGAACUUAGUUCAAGACCCUACUAUCCUGAUGGACUUAGUUCAAGACCCCACUACCCGAUUGAAUCCAAGCUGGGAGGUUAUCUAAAGUUGAUACAUGUACUUUGAUUUUGUUUUCUUAUUUAAAUGUUAAAUAAUCAAUCUGAGUACAUAUUUAGUGUGCAUUAAGCUUUGAGAAAUUAGAUAUUUUAGCAAAAAUGCAAAUGGGGAUCAGGACUUUAAAAUACAGAUUUGUGUUUGUAAUAUAUAUGUAUGUAUUUUUUGUAUACUUGUAGACAUUUAUUGAUUGAGACUUUAAGUCAGGGUUUUUUUUAAAACUAAAAUAUGUGUUUUGUUAAUGAUAAUGGUUGUUUUAAUAUUUGUAAAUAUUUAUUAUUAUUGUUGUGUGUUUUGGUGUGUAUAUUUGUUGUUUCUUUCACUUAAAGUGACUAUUUACAAAGAAUUGACACAAAUUAUGUACUGGAUACUAGUGCAUCAAAAUGCAAAUAGAUUUAGUAGUCUUUCUCUGCAAUUCUUAUAUAUAUAUAUCUGUCAAUUUGCUAUUAAUUAGUCUUAUACCUUAAGUAUUAAAAUAUUUUAAUUGUAUAAAUGAAAUGAACUCACUGUUGUUACCGAUACUUUCACUCUUAAAAGAGAAUUCCCAGAAAUACUUAGUGAAUAAAACUUUAUAAUCGUGCACAA